UUCACUAAAUGGCUAUGGCUUUUACAAGUAUCCUCCGCUAUCUGAUAUAUGUUUCUUAUCUAAUCCUCGUGAUCAGUGUUUUGGGUGAGCAGCAGAAUACAACUUGUGCAACUGGGGCAGAAAUGCACGUGAUUUCGCACAUAGAUUGGCCUGGAAAUGAUACUGACCACCGGACAUCGAUGAGUCAAACUGCGUGCGAACAGCUAUGCCUUCAAAAUUGCUCUUGCACUGUGGCCAUCUACGCCAAUCUUGACAACGGGGAACAUUGCUGGGUGAAGGCAAUGCCUUUGGGAACGAGCAGGCAAGACGACACACGAAUUGCUUUGGUAAAAGUCUACAACGUUGUUUCCGCCAUGCCCUCAAAAGAGAAAAAGGAGGGGAAGGGCCUAAUGGUUACUGGCAUAAUCCUUAUGGUUUGUUCCAUUGUCUUUGCAGCAAGUUUGUUAUUGAUUUGGAUUUAUAAAUGCCGACCCAAACUGGAAUCCUUGAAAGAGCAUCACAAGGCUAAUCCAGUAGGGUUGAAGGCAUUUAGUUAUCAAGAGAUCUCCACUGCAACUGGAGGCUUCAAGCAUGAAAUAGGAAGAGGCGGCUUUGGGAAGGUCUACAAGGGCGUCUUAUCUGACGGACGAGCAAUUGCUGUGAAGAAACUUGACGAUCUGGUCAAGCAAGGAGGACAUAAGGAUGUUGAAAAGGAGUUCAGAACAGAGAUGGGUAUCAUCGGAGCAACCCACCACAAAAAUCUUGUUCAGCUCUAUGGUUUCUGCGACCAGGGCUCAAACAAGAUUCUCGUGUAUGAGUACAUGCCCACUGGGUCUCUAGACAGAGUUUUAUUUAAGGUUAGAGGCAAUCUUGAUUGGGUACUACGUGUUCAAAUUGCUUUGGAAAUUGCAAGGGGAAUCCUUUACUUACAUGAAGAGUGCACAGCCCCCAUACUUCAUUGUGAUAUAAAGCCUCAGAACAUCCUGCUGGAUGAAAAUUACCACGCUAAGAUAGGCGACUUUGGAAUAUCCAAACUGAUUGGCAGAGAACAAACGAGGACUUUUACUGUUGCCCGUGGUACCGUCGGUUAUAUUGCUCCUGAAUGGCAGAAGAGCAUGGCAGUUACUGUGAAAGUAGACGUGUAUAGCUUCGGAGUGGUGCUAUUGGAAAUCAUCUGUUGCAGGAAGAUGUUUGAAUUGCAGGUUCCCGAAGAUGAGAUGAUUUUGUGUGAUUGGGUUUAUGACUGCUUCAAAUAUGGGAGACUUGUCAAGUUGGUUGAGCAACAGGAAUGCAGGAGUGUAGAUGCAGCACAGCUGGAAAGAAUGGUAUUGGUGGGGCUCUGGUGCAUUCAAGAAGAUCUUUCGCUGAGGCCAUCAAUUAAGAAAGUUGUUCAGAUGCUUGAAGGCACAAUUGAGAUUAGAGUGCCCCCUCAUCCAGCAUCUUCUUCAUAAAAUCGAAGCUCUCUAGUCCCAUAGGUUUAGAAGGAAGGUAGAAGCAACUCCAUCUUAAUUUAAGCACGGUUACGUCUUCUUAAAUGUUUAUGUAUCUUUCUAAUUUUUAUUAUUAUUGUCUAAUAUAUUUAUGCUUUCUCA
Messenger RNA from Cryptomeria japonica (Japanese cedar), 1571 nucleotides. Its product is annotated as G-type lectin S-receptor-like serine/threonine-protein kinase LECRK4. The transcript has a single exon. Gene Ontology annotation, molecular function: ATP binding; protein kinase activity. The coding region runs from base 9 to 1430 and encodes 473 amino acids. Gene Ontology annotation, biological process: protein phosphorylation. The record is from RefSeq and is a predicted model, not a curated record. Lineage: Eukaryota; Viridiplantae; Streptophyta; Pinopsida; Cupressales; Cupressaceae.